Messenger RNA from Homalodisca vitripennis (glassy-winged sharpshooter), 5652 nucleotides. RefSeq lists its product as uncharacterized. The record is from RefSeq and is a predicted model, not a curated record. Lineage: Eukaryota; Metazoa; Arthropoda; Insecta; Hemiptera; Cicadellidae. The coding region runs from base 225 to 4445 and encodes 1406 amino acids. Gene Ontology annotation, molecular function: protein binding. The transcript is spliced from 17 exons.
UGACGAACGGUCGACGAGGGAAUACAAGAUAAUACGGUUUCGUCUGAUGCGUGUUUGAAUACAUUCAAGGUUCAGUUAACUUAUUUCACUAAUUUGUUCCUUUUCUCUAUUAUUUUUAUGAAUUGUUCCAUAUUAAAAUUGUGAGAGUGACUUUGGUUGCGUGAACGCCUUAAUGAUUCGGGAAGAACAGGAGGGACAGAUUUACCAAACUUAAAAGCAGAAUAAUGGCAAAAAAAGAAACGGAUUUUUAUCCCAGGUGGAUACAGUUGCUUAGAGCGGGUAACUUCCAAACCGUGAACAAAGAAGUUGAGGCAAAGAAAAUUGAUGGAAGGCAAGCUCUUGGAUGCAUUGUGGCUCUGUCUCAAUUUUAUUAUGAUGCUACGAAAGGCACUAAUAAAAUCACUUCAACAAAUGAUGCUGUAUAUUUGACAAAGAGAUUUUCCACCAACUUCGAACCAGACAAAAGCAACACAUACAGAUAUCUAACAAGUUUAUAUCACAUCAUAAAUUUUUUGUGUGAAAAGAAUGAUAUGGAUCAAAUGGCCAAACUACUUGAUAUUGUCGUGGAAUUCAAAAACGACAAACUGAAGCUGUACGAGACUGAGGGGAAGCCCCUUCACGAUCAUUUCAUCAACAUCUUUGUCAAGGCUCUAAAGAAACUCGUGUGUAAAGACAGUUCAGCAGAGAACCUAGCCGUAAUUUUAUCACUGUUGGCGAUAAUGUGGAAAUUGUUGGUAGUAAAGAAGACGGUCAGGAAUGGAACAGUGUACCUGAGUACAAUCCGACAAGGCGCUCAGGUCCUGGGCAAACAGAACCAGAAGGCUGCUGUUCGUCUUAUUUCAGCUGGACUGAAACCUCUCUACGAUAUAGAGACCGUGGAAGAUUUAGAGACGUGUCUGCCACAACUAUUUAAAGUGUACUCUAAUCUGUACAACCUCCAGUUUAAAAUAAGCGGACAUCACUCGGCUCUCUUGGCUGUAAGGUCACACUUGGACUUGGUGAAGUGGAAGUGCAGCCAACAGAAGGUUCACGCGGAGUGUUUCAUGAUUUUGUGCAACGCAACUAAACUUUUCAUGUGGGACUAUGAAGAACCCGCAUUCACGAAGAAGGUUCAGGACAACAUAGACGUACUCACCUCCUUCCAGGGGCUGUCGAAGAAUGAUAGUGUGAACGCUGCAUGCUCGCUGAUGGAGCUGAUGUUGAUGAACAUGCACAGAUCUCCGAGAAAGGAAUCCUCAGUGCUGUCCAAGGGCAGUUUGAAACCGUUCUUGCAGAUGUUGUUGCUCUUGUACGGUGUUUUCGACGAUUCAGGGGGAGGCAGAACGGAUCACAUGAAGUGUCUAACGGACAUUUUCCGGUUUGUGAUUAACAUGGAAGAGACUCAACGUGAUAGGGAUGAGUUGAAACAGUGUGUGGACGUUUUGGUUCAGGCGAGAAUUCAACUGAUCACAGCUGUCAAAAGUAUGAUAUCAACAGAUCAGCAGACAGCUGAGCAAAAGAUCGUACCGCCUAUAUUGAAUUGCUUUGCAAUUCUAAUUCAAGUUUACAAAGCACAAAAUCUUCCUGAAGAAAUCAUAAUUUUGGGAAAGCCGCUUUGCAGAUUUAUAUGCACCUUGUCUUUGGAAGUGCUUAAGGACCCUGGAAAUCAGCGUGCUGUGGAGGUGAUGUUCACGCUUCUGGUGAGCGCUUUGGGAACAGAGAGAUUGGACGAUGCCCUAGAAGCCUUGGUGGCUUGGCUGCUCAGGUGUCCUCAAGACUCGAAGAAAGUCUUCAAGCUGUGGGGCAACAUCAAGCACAACGCUGUGUGUGAUGGCAAGUUGGAACAUUUGAAAGUCACCGUGGACUCGAUAGUCAAUAAGCCUAUAUUUGAGCAGAAUUGGUUCAAGUGUCAACUAAACAGCAAUGAGAUUGGGGAACUGGUUGUGGAAGAAUUGAAAGCCUAUUUUAAAAAUACAAGUCUGCGAGGUGAGCCUGUUGUUGCAGCAGCUGAUGCCCUGCUGCAUCUCAGUACCAAGUGUAUCACUCAGGUUGAGGGUAUUGUCAUUGCCAUGGAUGUAGCCAGUACGACUGAGAACUUUGCAGACCAGUGUUCCCAAUACUACUCUCAUAGCAAGUCUUUCAUGACUUUACUCCGCAAAGAGAAAAAGCGGAUUGACCCUGUUCAGUUUAACUUUUGUAUGGGCAAUUUACUUUACGUCCAGUUGCUUUGUGAAAUAAGACAGUUGCGUAAGGAAUGCGAGAGUGAGAUGAUGAGGCUGUCGAUAAGUCCGGCCGAGCCCCUGGUCGCUGAGCUGCCCGAGAGUCGACCAGACCCUAAUGACAUAUGCGACGUCGCCACCAAAUAUAGCAGCCUGUGUCUGGCGGAGCAGCGGAAACUACUAGACAAAAUAGACACGGCCAUGAGACACUGGACAUUUGCUUCCUCUAUUUUGAAAGAGCAGGAGAAUAAAGACUACAACUUGAGUGUGACCUUGAGCAUGGUGCAAGGUGCGGGCCUCCUUCUGCGCCUGUACUGUGACAAAGUGAAACAGGAGAGAAUCUGGAAGCUGCUUUUCGAUCUGGCAACCCUGGAGGAAGAUGUCAACAUGAUUGUCACUGCUGUUGGAGAAAUGUUGAAUGUGGCAGAGGAUAUCGCUUGGGAUAUGAUUGACAACACACAGAAAUAUCUACAGCAACCGGAAUUGUCGUACAAAGUCGCUCAUUCGUUCCGGUUGAAUCUUGCGCUAUACUACAUGACACAUGAUAAGGUGCCAGACGGAUUGAAGCUCUUGCGAGACACAGAGUCUGAGGAGAAGAUACACUCUACGCUUUACACACAUUUCCUCCUCAGUGUUGGACAGUACCAGCAGCGGUUUGAUCUGAAAACAUAUGAUCACGAGUUGCGCUGUACUCCUUCGUACCAUCUCAGCUUCCACAAAGCUUUGUGUCAUCUACUGUUUUUGGCCGAAGCAAAGAAAUGGGUCAGCCUGGCUGAAGCGUGUCAGAUACACUCGCAGAUGCUGGUGGUGUCACAAUUGUUGGGGGAGACCUACUGGGCUCUGGAACAACCUCGUGAGGCCCGUUGCUACCUCAAGACUGUUCUGGGACUUGCUCAAAAACUGGCUUUGCCCCUCAGGACAGUCCAGCUGCUGCUGCUGCUGGCCUGGAUUGACCUGUCUACAGGGAAUGUGGACGACUGUGCCGUGAAGUUGGAAGGGUUGGAGGAUCUGCUGGAGCUAUGUGGAACCCCUGUUGUGUACCAAGGGGCCCCCGGGUCGCCCCGCUCCGCCACUAGUCGGGCGGUCCUCUCCCCCCCUGAGUACUUAGACCACCGCUCUGCCUGCUCCUGUCUCCCCUGCACCACUGAGGAGUACCGAAGACUUGUACUGGAGACCAUUACGCUAAGAGGCACGUUCUGCGCUAACUUCGGCCAGGUUGAAGAUAGCCUGCAGUGUUUCAAAAUUGCAGUCCGUGUUGUGGAGGAUCUCAGCAGAUCUCGUAACGAAGAAGUGUUGAGGUCCUGUGCCCGCAUGUGGAUGCGAUAUGCGGAUGUUUUGGCAUCCACAAAGAAAUAUGAAGGCGCAACAGAAGCGAACGAGAAGGCACUGAAUCUGAUGUCAAUCAUCAAAGAUCCAUUCAUUUCCCAACAUAUCAUUGAACAGAAGAUUUCCGUGCAGGCCUGCCAGCGGCAGUUGCAGCUUCAACCGAUAGGUGUGAAAAUUUCUACCACAAUCAUGAGCAGUAAUACUCCUCUAAAAUCGCAAAUCCCUCAAUUAAUGAAGACUCCGAAGAACUUUCUUCUUACCGGGAAGUCUCCCUUGGCCGUUGUGAACGACAACACAGCUCCAAUAACACCUUUCACAAGGCCCGUCAGACCCUUCAGGCUGCCUUCUAGUGGUGACGAGAACACUCCACCAGUCAGUGUUGCCAAAUCAAAACGAAAAGUGAAGCAACUGCCUAAAUUUGUCAAGGAAACGCCUCAACCUGUUCAUCAGUUAAAUAAGACAAGAUCCUCAAGGACUCCCUUUGUCAUAGUCGAUGACGAUGGGAAUGCAGUUGGUGUUUCUGGGAAAAAGACUGUCUCCAAAACCUCCCAAAAGAUACUAGCAAAAGCGACGGACAAAUCCGUUGAAGCUCCAAAGAAAAGAUUGUUCAAUACGAAUGCAGAGUCUUCAAAUUUAAAAUCGGUAUUAGCAGUUCCAAUAAAUAGCGAAGAAGAUAUUGUUAGAAAAAGCAAUCGUAAAGUUGGGCUGAAAACAUAUGGAAGAUCUAAACUGCCUCGUUCUAAGGUAGAUUCCAAACUUGUCAACUCCAGUGAUAGUAGUAAACUUGCGCGCAAUAAGGAUGGGAAUGGUAGUGUAUUUGAUUUUAAUGGGAUGAAAAAUGCUAUUGACCAUUUAGAAAAUUCUUUUGAUAGUGAUAUCAUUGAAGGAACUCCUCCAAAUAAUGUAACCUACCUAAAGUAAUACUCUGGCCAACUCGUACAAAGUUUUGUGAUCUGGCUCUAUCUUCAUAGGCAGAAAUCAGGAGAACUAGGAUUGGACAGCUGCCAAUUCUACAAAAUUAGACAUCAAAGAUGGACGACUGUGAUAUCAUUGAAGGUACAACCCCAAAAUUUCUGGAGAGGGCUACAACAUACAUAAAACUUUACAAGACAAUACAAUUAUCUCUUUGUGAAAUUCACUCUCAGGAUUUAAAUAAAAAAACAUUAUAAUUUUUUUUCUACAAAAAUUGUUUGGUUCCAAAUACAACUGUCCAAAAAUAAUAAAUUUAUUCUUAAAUCUUAUUUUGGUGAAUUUUAUAUUCUAACUUUUAUAACAAAUAUUCUUAGAAUAUGUUAUUUUUAUAUUGACUGAGUUGAUUCUAUUACGAGUUACUUUACAGGCGAAACGGGUCAUUAAACACAUUAAAAUAAAAAAUGUAUUAUUAUUAAAUACAAUACGUUAAAACUUACAGUACUUAUAAAAGUACAAAUUGGCCUAUUUAUUCAAGUCUCCUUUAGAACUUGACAGAUACAAAUCCUGAAAGUGAAUUUCACAAAGAGAUAACUGUGUGUUUUGUAAAGUUGUAUGUAUGUUUGUUGUAGUCCUUUCGGGAAGUUUUGUAGGUGUACAUUCUAGGAUAUUAUAACAGUCGACAUUUUUAAUGUCCACUUUUUUAGAGUUCAUAGCUGUCCAAUUCCUAGUUCUUCAAACUCAAGUAAAGUUAUUCAACUGUCAGUAUAAAAAUAACGUAUUCGUACAUUAUUUGUUAUAAAUAAAAGUUUGAAUAUAAAAUUCAACAGAAUAAGAUUUUCAAAUUUAUUUUAGGACUGUUUUAUUUGAAAACAAAAAAAUAUUUGUAGAAAAAAUAUAUUGUAUUGUAUUUUUUAAUAGGUCUUGAGAGUGAAUUUUACAAAUAGAUAACUGUAUGUCUUUUAAAGUUGUAUGUAUAUUGUAGUCCUGUUGAGAGAACUAUACAUAGUCUAAAUCUGAAACGGACCUUGCCUUUAUAAAACUUGAGAUUGUGUAAAUAGGCUGAUUUAUGCCUUUAUAUGUAUUGUAAAGUUUAUUGUAUUGUAUGGUUUGUAUUGUAUUUUAUAAUAAUACAUUUUUUGUAUUAAUAUGUGUAAUGAUCUGUUUUGCCGGUAAAGUUAUUAAACUUUUAGUAUAAAUAUAACAUUCUGAAAAAAUA